CCUAAGCAGUUCCCGGCCGGCGCCAGCAGGCCUGCUUGGUCGAUCUUCGAGUAGAGGAUGCGGCGGGGCUGGAAAAUGGCUCUGUCUGGGGGGCUGCGGUGCUGCCGCCGGGUACUGUCCUGGGUGCCAGUGCUCGUUAUUGUCCUCGUCGUUCUCUGGUCCUACUAUGCCUACGUCUUUGAACUCUGCCUGGUGACUGUUUUGAGCCCAGAAGAGAAAGUUAUCUACCUCAUACUCUAUCAUGCCAUUUUUGUGUUCUUUGCAUGGACCUACUGGAAGUCUAUCUUUACACUCCCACAGCAGCCAAACCAGAAGUUCCACUUGUCCUAUACAGACAAGGAGCGCUUUGAAAAUGAAGAGAGACCUGAGGUCCAGAAGCAGAUGCUUGUGGAUAUGGCCAAGAAGUUACCGGUGUACACAAGAACUGGGAGUGGAGCUGUACGGUUCUGUGACCGGUGCCAUCUAAUCAAGCCAGACCGCUGCCAUCACUGUUCUGUCUGUGCCAUGUGUGUUUUAAAAAUGGACCAUCACUGCCCAUGGGUUAAUAACUGCAUUGGAUUUUCCAACUACAAAUUCUUCCUUCAGUUCUUAGCUUAUUCUGUUCUCUACUGCCUGUACAUUGCUACGACCGUCUUCAGCUAUUUCAUCAAAUACUGGAGAGGAGAAUUACCCAGUGUUCGCUCUAAGUUCCAUGUCCUCUUUCUCCUCUUUGUGGCCUGCAUGUUUUUUGUCAGCCUUGUGAUUCUCUUUGGUUACCAUUGUUGGCUUGUCAGCAGAAACAAAACUACCUUAGAGGCCUUCUGCACACCAGUAUUUACAAGUGGACCAGAGAAAAAUGGGUUCAAUCUUGGCUUCAUCAAGAAUAUCCAGCAGGUGUUUGGUGAUAAUAAGAAGUUCUGGUUAAUACCUAUUGGGUCCAGCCCUGGUGAUGGACACUCCUUCCCUAUGAGGUCAAUGAACGAGUCACAGAACCCUCUGUUGGCAAAUGAGGAACCCUGGGAAGACAGCGAGGAUGACAGUCUAGACUAUCCAGAAGGCUCAUCUUCUCUUGCUGUGGAGAUCGAAACAUAGCAGUCUUCACCUUUUCUGCAGCUCUGACAGGAACCAUCUCCCAUGAGGUUUACAGACUUCAGCGCUGAGAACAACCACAAAACACAUCACCA
Psammomys obesus (fat sand rat) is the source of this 1163-nucleotide messenger RNA. It is a transcript of the gene Zdhhc15, whose product is annotated as zinc finger DHHC-type palmitoyltransferase 15. Gene Ontology annotation, biological process: peptidyl-L-cysteine S-palmitoylation; protein targeting to membrane; synaptic vesicle maturation. The transcript is spliced from 12 exons. The record is from RefSeq and is a predicted model, not a curated record. Bases 58 to 1071 code for a protein of 337 amino acids. Gene Ontology annotation, molecular function: protein-cysteine S-palmitoyltransferase activity. Gene Ontology annotation, cellular component: endoplasmic reticulum; Golgi apparatus. NCBI's taxonomy places the organism in Eukaryota, Metazoa, Chordata, Mammalia, Rodentia, Muridae.